Fomitopsis serialis is the source of this 3470-nucleotide messenger RNA. Its product is annotated as carbamoyl-phosphate synthase L chain, ATP binding domain-containing protein. Bases 5 to 3094 code for a protein of 1029 amino acids. Gene Ontology annotation, cellular component: mitochondrion. Gene Ontology annotation, molecular function: methylcrotonoyl-CoA carboxylase activity; ATP binding; metal ion binding. The record is from RefSeq and is a predicted model, not a curated record. The transcript has 23 exons. Lineage: Eukaryota; Fungi; Basidiomycota; Agaricomycetes; Polyporales; Fomitopsidaceae.
CGCCAUGUCUACAGUCAGCUGCCAUGUACCGAAAAAUGAGCGCCUGGCACGUCGGGUUCCAGCGUAUGCAACGGAUGACUCGGGAGAAGCGACCGAACAGUCCUGGCACCAGGAGUUCCGGGGCACUACCGAUGUCCUAUACAUCUCCCUGCAGAACUAUAUUCGUCGAAAAACGCCGUGGCCAUACGCCCGCUGCGCUACCUUUACCCAGUCUUCGGGCUCUGGGAAGUCACGAAUGAACGACGAGCUCGCCAAGAAGGUCCUGUAUAUUCCCGUUAAUCUAGGGCCUGUGGGCAGAGACGUUUACAUACCCUCCAGCGGAUUUCGAAGCUUACGCUGGUUCGACAAUUACUAUGACGCCCACACCCCGGAAAGCUGCUCGCACCGCGUGCAGGCAAGAUACUGGGACGGCGGGUUCCAAUGUACUACCAUGGAGGAUGUCAUGGAGCGCGUGUCGCGAUUGGCGAGUGCGUUCCGGAUGAGGAUGAACGACGGGAUGCUGUUUGGUCAGCAUGGCAAGUACCGCGUGAACUUUUAUCAGGCCGUGGCGGAGAGAGCCAACAAUAAUGCAAGACAUGCCGUGUGGACUAGCGCACGGGGGCUGAUCGAUUUCCUAGACCCUAACAAGACUUGCAGUGACGAGCCGCUUGUGAUACUAUGCUUCGACGAGUAUCAUAUGCUCACCAAGCCUCUGGCAGCUUCCUACAACUGGUCGACAUUCACGGUGCUGCGGGACGUCCUCCACACGAUUGUUGACCUCCCAAUCUUUACUCUCUUUGUGUCUACUGUCAGCAAUGUGGAACAUCCACUCACCCAGCAGCCGCUGUUCCCACCCAUCGUCUUGACCCCUUUCGACGUCUUCAUGGAACGCUUGCCCCGGUCGGAUUGGACCCUAAAGCGAGUCGCGUCCACACAGUACAUGGUGCACUUGGGCCGACCAAUGUUCGCGGCGAUGUACGACGCGGGUGGAGGGACAUACCGGCAAAACAUCAUUCGCUUCGCGAUGAUCAAGCUCCUGCGCUCGCAAAGAUGGCCCGAGCGUCUUUCGCGAGGAGAAACGGUCGCCGCUGCCCUGCUGCUUGAUGCCCGCGAUCGUGCGACUACAUUUCCUCUCGCCGCCGACGAACCGCUGCCUGGGACCGACGACAUCGGGGACGACCACGAUCUCAUGUACGACGGUGCUCAGAAGCGUCGGAUCGUCACUGUAUCGCAAUUCCUGAGGGCGCUCCUAGCGAAGCCUUGCCACGAUAUCCUUCCGGCCGAAUAUGACAGGCCCGGGAGCGCGGACGCGAAAAGCGUCGACGUGAUAAACCAGACUUUCUUCAGACUCGCCAUGUCACGCGGAGCGGCCUACAUCUGCCCGGACAGCCACGACGGCUUCUCCAUCGCCAUCCCAGUUCUGUUCGGCACUGUGCUGGUGCCAGAGAAGGUGUCCGCUAUCUUGGUUCAGGUGGUGAACCACGAGCAGUUCACGACGAAGGACCCGCCUCCGGUCAUACGCAUGGUCUUUGCGCUUGCGUCGCCCGAGUCGUCGGUGACGAUUCCCUCGCAACGGCCUACCCCCAACACAGGCGAAGGCGGAUACACGCGUACGACAUCUGUCUCACUGCGCUACUCGAGAAAAAGGCCUCACUUUGACAAGAUACUCAUCGCGAAUAGAGGAGAGAUCGCAUGCCGUGUCAUUCGCACCGCAAAGAAGCUGGACAUACGCAGCGUAGCCGUGUACAGCGAGGCGGACGCAGAUGCGUUGCAUGUCAAGAUGGCUGACGAGGCGUACUGCAUCGGGCCUGCAGCGUCCUCGGAGAGCUACCUUCGCAUAGACAAGAUUAUCGAUGUGUGUCGCAAAAGCGGCGCCCAGGGUGUUCAUCCGGGCUACGGCUUUCUGAGCGAAAAUGCCGACUUCGCCCAACAACUCGCACAAGCCGGGAUCGUGUUCAUCGGGCCACCUGCUUCUGCCAUCGUGAGCAUGGGCUCCAAGAGGCACGCUUCUCCAUCAACAUUCUAUACCGCCACACUCUUACAUAUCAACACGGGCAGUGAGUCCAAGACGAUCAUGGCCAACGCGGGGGUCCCUGUCGUACCAGGUUACCACGGCUCAAACCAGGACCCAGCCUUCCUCGCCGACCAGGCGUCUCAAAUCGGCUACCCCGUCCUCAUCAAGGCCGUCCACGGCGGGGGCGGCAAGGGCAUGCGCACCGUGCACGUCCCCGCAGAUUUCGCCGACGCUCUGGCGUCCGCUCAGCGCGAGGCGAGCAAGGCGUUCGGCCGCACGGAGGUCCUCGUCGAGAAGUGGAUCGAGCGCCCGCGGCAUGUCGAGGUUCAGGUUUUGCUGACCAACAAGGCGAAGAUCAUUGAGGAGGCACCUGCACCAGGUUUGUCACCAGAACUGAGGGCGGACUUGAGCACGAAGGCGAUCGCGGCUGCGAAGGCCGUCAAUUACGUCGGCGCGGGAACGGUCGAGUUCAUCUUCGACAACGACACUGAGCGUUUCUAUUUCAUGGAAAUGAACACCCGGUUGCAGGUCGAGCACCCUGUCACGGAGAUGAUCACUGGCCUUGACCUCGUCGAGUGGCAGCUUGAGGUAGCAGCCGGCAACCCCCUGCCCCUUACACAAGCUGCCAUCCCGCUCGUCGGGCACGCCUUCGAAGCGCGUAUCUACGCCGAGAACCCGCGCAACGGCUUCCUCCCCGACUCGGGCCGACUCCUCUACCUCUCAACCCCUGCCCCCACGACCAUCUUCGCCCCUGCCGUCGCCCCGCGUGCGCCCGCCGACCCCGACGCCGCGCUCACUCCGCUGCUCUCGGCAGAGGCGACCCUCCACGUGAAGCCCUCCGUCCGCCUGGAGCAGGGCUUCCCCGAGGGCGCGGACAUCGGGAUGUUCUAUGACCCGAUGAUCGCGAAGCUCGUCGUGCACGCGCGCGAUCGUCCGGAAGCGUUGCGCGUCCUGCGGGCGGCACUGGAGGAGUAUCGCGUCGCAGGUCUGAGCACGAACGUCGCGUUCCUGCGGCAGCUCGCGGGAACGAGAACUUCAUCCGCGGGGAGGUCGAAACGGGGUUCAUACAGAAACACUUUGAUGAGCUCUUCCCAAAGGUAGAAGAGCCGAGUGCGGAAGUGCUCGCGCAAGCUGCGCUCUUCGUCGUCCUAUUUGACUUGCCCUCGGGGGCAUCGUCCGCGACGCCGUGGGCAACUAUGGGCGCGCGUCGCUUUGGCGGCGACCUUUCCGAGCGAGUAGUAACUCUUCACAGUCACAACGAAGCCAACACCAACGCUGCAGAGCCCACCGCCAUCACAGUGCACGUCCAGACCCUGCCCAGUGGGCACUUCAACGUGACCGUCCACACCCCGAUAGACACGCACGCCUUCGCGCACGUCUCCGCCCGCCUCACUGAGCACGGCAGGGCGGUCGAGAGCACGCUCGAUGGCGCGAAGACGCGGACGACCGUCGUCCGCCAGCGCGCGCCCGCAGCGGC